Messenger RNA from Spinacia oleracea (spinach), 987 nucleotides. RefSeq lists its product as uncharacterized. The record is from RefSeq and is a predicted model, not a curated record. The transcript is spliced from 2 exons. The coding region runs from base 58 to 768 and encodes 236 amino acids. Lineage: Eukaryota; Viridiplantae; Streptophyta; Magnoliopsida; Caryophyllales; Amaranthaceae.
AAAAAAAUCCCCCUUUGCACUAAAAACUCAAGUGCCCACAGCCCACUCACCACCAUCAUGGCUUGUAUGCAGAUGUCCAGGAGCGAAGCCGAAAGGAUGAAGUGCAACAAUGGCUCUCAAGGUUACUGCUCGUCUGAUUACAAGCAAGAGGUGCACCAAGCAGCUGGGUGUGCAGUGCCCCAAGCUGGGAACCACAGCAUUGCAAGCAAAGCUGGAUGUGCAGCUAACCAAGUUGGGCACAACAUGGGAGCUGGAUGUGCAGCUAACCAAGUUGGGCACAACAUGGGAGGCAACCACUCUUCUGGUGGCCACGGCCAUGCCAUUCAUGGCUCUGGACACCACGGCCACUCCAGCCAUGGCUCUGGCCACAAUGGUCAUGCCAUCCAUGGCUCUGGCAACCACGGCCAUGUCAGUCAUGGCUCUGGCAACCACGGCCAUGUCAGCCAUGGCUCUGAAAACCAUGGACAUGUUAGUCAUGGCUCUGACCACCUCAGCCAUGCCAACCAUAGCUCUGCCCAACAUGGCUGUGCCACUGCCAACCAUAACUCUGGCCAACAUGGAAUCAACCACCACAACUCUGCCCACCACGGUGCUACCCACCACCACUCUUCACACCAUGCAAGCUGCGAAGAGAAGAAAGAAGAACACAAAGUCUAUAAAUCAGGACACAAUAAGGGUGAGAAGAUCAAGAAAAAAUCGUCCAAGAAGUGCAGUGAUGACAGCAGUGACAGCGAGAGUGACAAUGAAGGGCAUGGGAAGAAGUGCUAAAUAAGCAGAACUCAGCAGCUGACACCAGAUCACACAAGACCAGAAACUGGAGAUUAGAUACUGCUGAUAAAAUUAUAAUUACGUUCAAAAUUUCGUAUUUCAUUAAUAAUGCCCUACUACUAGCAUCGCUGAGGCGCCAUUUGGAUGACUUUCCCAUUUGUACUACGUGUGUUUUCUUAUGAAUGAACAGUGUAUGUUAUGCACUGCUAUUAAAAACUA